Filobasidium floriforme is the source of this 1590-nucleotide messenger RNA. RefSeq lists its product as uncharacterized. The transcript has 7 exons. The record is from RefSeq and is a predicted model, not a curated record. The coding region runs from base 1 to 1590 and encodes 529 amino acids. Lineage: Eukaryota; Fungi; Basidiomycota; Tremellomycetes; Filobasidiales; Filobasidiaceae.
AUGGAUCUUUUCCCCCAUAGCCAAACCCUCGCUUCUGCAUACGAGAGUGCUAGCCUGGUUGAUAACCAUAUCGACCCCUUCGCUAUCCCCAACAACGGACAUGUCGACCCCUUCGCUAUCCCCAACAACGUACAUAUCGACCCCUUCGCUAUCCCCAACAACGAACAUGUCGAUGUCGUCACCACCGGCAACCAGUUUCAAGACGACCUUGACCUUGGGGAGGAAUUGGAUCUUGUUCCUUUCCCGUUCGCUCCCCCUCCCAGAUUCCCGUUGCACAGAGCUGAAACUGGUUGUCGCCUUUCAGAACUUUCAGCUACCAGCGGUAAUUCUACGCCAACUACCAAUGCACCUUCCACCUCGGCUGUUGGCGUUCAAGAGCAGUUCGCGACCCUCCAGGCCGAAGCUAAGAAGAGAAAGGCUGCCAGUCAUUGGUCACCCGAUGUUAUUGAGAGGACAGUACAGGAGUUGGAGAGAAAACGAGCGGAGGACAAGCGCCAAUCCAAAGCCACGUUGCCAAAAAUGAAAGAUACUCGGAGGUUACAAGCGUAUCGGGGUAACGCGGUCAUGCAGGACGUUUCUUUACAGCUCUCCCGACUUCACGAGAACUAUCAAAUCGCCGGCUUUCUCCUGCUUAUGCCUCUCGAUGCAGACCAUCCUUUCAUGCCCCAGGCUGUUGUUAAGAGUCCUUACCUUGAGGCGGUAUUGCAAAAGCGCUGGGGCAUCGGCGGGAACGACUCCGGACAAAGCCAGGCUGUUCUCCUGUCAAUCCAGGCAGCGAUUCAUGAGCUUCGUGCUCGCCGUCAGGAUGCCUACACCGCUGCUGUGACGGGAACCGGCUCCACUGCCUCACUUGCGGUCCAGCAUUCCCGUCUGUCGUUGCAAGCUCAGCGAUCGCGAUUGACAGAGGAGAUUAAUAAUGUCAUGAGUGCUGGACUCAGCAAGAAGAUGACUACAGUUCCUUGGACGGGAAUGAAUGUGGUCUGUUUGGAGCGGGAUGUGUGGUGGGAAUGCGUUAAGGUCGACUUCGACUGGGGGUUGCUCUUGUACCUGGGUGAAAUAUAUGUCAAAGGGCAACUUGUCCUCAAGAGUAUCAAUGAUUACGAUGCCGGUUACGCUACCGCCAUCCGUACUGCAUUGAAACAGAUGGCCUUGAAAAACGACAACAAGGCUGCGAUUAAGCGAUUUUUUGGAAGUAAUCCCCCAUCCUUCUCGUCAUCUGAGCUCGACCGCUGCAUAGCACAGCUUCCCGUCGACGCCAAGCCUUACAGCGAGGGUCGAGGUCAUGUUCCCGGACUGACGAGGGACCGAGCCUAUGGCGACGUUUACGUCGCCAUGGACUCGGUCCAGAGGCGGUCCGGGAACAUGACCUCGACCCGAGCCCGGGAUAAUGAACUAUUGAGACCCUCAGUCAUAUGUUCCGGAAAGAACCACAAAGAGUCCUCGAUGAGAGAUGUCUGGCCGUUCCCGCGAUCCCCGGUUAGCGAUUCGUGUUCCCGCAAAAAUCUCGCGCGUUCCCGCACGCAAAAAGUUAAUUCCCGUCGUCAACUCGAACCACGUACCACUUCAUCCCAACAAAAAGGUCGCAUGUGA